AUGGCCGAACAACCCCCCGGUGCGCUCUCGGCAGCUUUCCCCCCGCCGCCAACGUUCUUCACGCACUUUACGCCCGAGAAUCUCGCGGCUCUCAAGGAGUUGAGGGGUGCCGAUGGGGCCCUGCCGCCCGCGGAGCUGCUGCCGGAGGAGCUGAAGUGUCUGGUGCCGCCGCCGCUGCCGGAGGGGGGGUAUCGCGCGUUUGGGGAGACUUGGACGCUCCCCGAGAUCUACCCCUCCCUCGCCCAAUCCGGCAUCCAGCAGCUCUACCCCGACCCCACCACGGCCACGCCCAACGGCAAAGAAAAGGCCCUCUCCCUGGACCGCACGCUCGAGCUUCGCCGACUGUCGCAGUCGCUGCUGCUCAACUACCUCGAGCUCGUGGGCGUGAUGGGCAUCGCGCCCGAGCAGUUCCACGAGAAGACGGCGGCGCUCGAGACGAUCCUCUUCAACAUGCACCACCUCAUCAACGAGUACCGGCCGCACCAGGCGCGCGAGACGCUGUGCCUGCGCAUGGAGGAGCAGCUGGAGAAGAUCCGCCGCGAGACGGAGGAGAAUCGGAGGGUCGUGGGGCAGAUUGAGGAGGUGUUGGCGGGGCUGGCGGGCGUGGGCGAGAGGGCGGAGGCGCUGGUGGGGGAGGUGGUGGGCGGGAGGAAGGGGAAGGAGAGUGGGGAGGAGAGGAGGGAGAGGGCUGUUGCGAGGGAUAGGGAGGCGUGGAGGAUGCUGGGGUUGGGGGGCGCUUGA
This is a messenger RNA of Morchella sextelata, 741 nucleotides long. RefSeq lists its product as uncharacterized. Gene Ontology annotation, molecular function: transcription coregulator activity. Lineage: Eukaryota; Fungi; Ascomycota; Pezizomycetes; Pezizales; Morchellaceae. The transcript is spliced from 2 exons. The record is from RefSeq and is a predicted model, not a curated record. Bases 1 to 741 code for a protein of 246 amino acids. Gene Ontology annotation, biological process: regulation of transcription by RNA polymerase II. Gene Ontology annotation, cellular component: core mediator complex; mediator complex.